Gossypium raimondii (Peruvian cotton) is the source of this 2034-nucleotide messenger RNA. Its product is annotated as serine/threonine-protein kinase STN7, chloroplastic. The transcript is spliced from 11 exons. NCBI's taxonomy places the organism in Eukaryota, Viridiplantae, Streptophyta, Magnoliopsida, Malvales, Malvaceae. Gene Ontology annotation, molecular function: protein kinase activity; ATP binding. Gene Ontology annotation, biological process: protein phosphorylation. The record is from RefSeq and is a predicted model, not a curated record. The coding region runs from base 159 to 1886 and encodes 575 amino acids.
UCUUAUCAUCUUCUUCUCCAGGAGUGUUGGCCGACUAUUAUGUGGACUCCAUGGUUAGGAUUUGUUCAUUCUUUCAAGCUUCAUGUGUCUCUUUCUCUGAGUUUCUGCUCUUUCGGUAAGGCUUCCCAAAUUAGCCUACUUCUCUCUCUUCUAUAGGCAUGGCCACAAUUGCAUCCGGUGGAGCUUCCAUCGGCCUUAUCAAUCCUUGCAACUCCCAUCAACUUAUAAAACACCCAUCUCCAUUUCUUGGCACCAAGUUCAAACUCAAGCUCUCUUCCAAAGCCAGCCCCUCAAUUCCUAAAACGCCUGGAGUUUUGUCCUUGAAAGCUCAACUCAUUGAUGUAGUUCGUGAUCUCUUUGUUGGAGUGGGGGUGGGGUUGCCAUGCACCGUCAUGGAGUGUGGUGAUAUCAUAUAUAGAAGCACUUUGCCCAAGCCCGAUGGGCUAACCUUAACUCUACCGGGUGUUAUUUUGGCUGUGGGUGCUUUGUCUUAUCUCUGGGCCACUCCAGGUGUCGCUCCUGGGUUUUUCGACAUGUUUGUUCUUGCUUUCCUUGAGAGGUUAUUUAGACCAACUUUCAAUAAGGAUGAUUUUGUUUUGGGAAAGAAGCUGGGCGAGGGUGCUUUUGGUGUCGUCUAUAAAGUUUCAUUGGCUAAUAAGAAGCCUAAUUCAAAGAAAUAUGGUGACUUGGUAGUGAAAAAAGCUACAGAAUAUGGUGCGGUGGAGAUCUGGAUGAAUGAGCGUGUUCGAAGAGCUUGUGCAAACAGUUGUGCUGAUUUUCUAUACGGCUUUCUUGAGGGUUCCUCAAAGAAAGGAGAAGAAUAUUGGCUUGUAUGGCGAUAUGAGGGGGAGGCCACACUUUCAGAUUUGAUGCUGAGCAAAGAGUUCCCUUACAAUGUAGAAACAAUGAUACUUGGGGAGGUUCAGAACUUGCCCAAGGGCUUGGAAAGGGAAAAUCAAAUCAUCCAGACUAUCAUGAGACAGAUCUUAUUUGCCUUGGAUGGUCUUCAUUCAACUGGAAUUGUGCACAGAGAUAUUAAGCCACAAAAUAUUAUUUUCUCUGAAGGGUCUCGUACAUUUAAAAUCAUUGAUCUAGGAGCUGCAGCAGAUUUGAGAGUGGGCAUCAACUACAUUCCAAAGGAAUUUCUUUUGGAUCCAAGAUAUGCUGCACCAGAGCAAUAUAUCAUGAGUACACAAACUCCUUCUGCACCUUCUGCUCCAGUGGCAACUGCACUUUCCCCUGUUUUGUGGCAGAUGAAUCUGCCAGAUCGAUUUGACAUCUACAGUGCUGGUCUCAUUUUCCUUCAAAUGGCAUUUCCAUCUUUAAGGACGGACAACGCAUUGAUUCAAUUCAACCGUCAGCUAAAGAGGUGUGAUUACGACUUGGUUGCAUGGAGGAACACUGUCGAGCCUCGUGCAAGCCCUGACCUUCGCAAGGGGUUUGAGCUGCUGGAUUUAGAUAAUGGGAUAGGAUGGGAACUUCUGACAUCAAUGGUCCGCUAUAAAGCAAGACAAAGAAUCAGUGCAAAAGCAGCACUGGCUUACCCUUACUUUGACAGGGAAGGGCUAUUAGCUUUAUCCUUCGUACAGAAUCUGAAGUUGCAAGUCUUUAGGGCUACACAACAAGAUUAUGGGGAAACUGCCAAGUGGAUAAUAAAUUUAAUGGCAAAAUCUGGAACAGAGAAAGAGGGUGGUUUCACAGAAGCACAGCUUCAGGAUCUCAGAGAUAUAGAGCCUAAGAAGAAGGCGAGUCCACAAAGAAAUGCUCUUGCUUCAGCUCUUAAACUUCAAAGGAAGAUUAUUAGAACAUUGAAUGAGAGCAUGGAUGAGCUUAGCAGACGCAGUAAAAGCCUAUGGUGGAGCAGGUGGAUCCCCAAAGAGGAAUAGAGUUUGUAUAUGUACAUAAUUUUUUCCCUUUCUGUUAACUGACCAUUCUCAUGAUAAGGAACGUAGCUGGAAUACUAUAGGAGUAUUUUGUGAAUGAUAUAAUUAGUUGAAGUCUAUAUAGUUCUGAAUCAACCUAAAUUGCUAUGAA